AUGUCCUUUCGGUCCACCAAUUCGAAGUUCAAACAUGUGCUGACUGGAGCUCCCCUUCUCCCCAGAUCUGAUGCCAGUGAUGCCGGAAGUUGGUCUGGAGUUGCAUUCACGUCGGCCUAUCCCUGCAGGUCACUUGCUGUUGCGUGGCCUCCUGACAUCUAUGAAACCAGCCGCAUCCAACUCAGUUCCUUCUACACCCCAGCAUCUUGGAUUUCUGGUGCGGUGGUGUACGGCUAUCCUGAAGGACGGACACACCCCAAUGCGCGUCCCAGGACAGAAAUGCUUUUGGAUUUUGCCUUGGAUCGACUUUUGCUCCAACCUGGGCCGCGGUUCAUGGCAGGCGACUGGAAUUUUCCUGUCGAAUCGUUACACAUCGUUGACAGGCUGCAUCAACUGGGCUGGGUUGAAGUCCAAGACUUGUGCCUCUCUCGGACCGGCCGACCCAUUGUCAAUACCUGCAAAGGUGCUACCAGAAAGGACUACCUGUGGCUUUCGCCCGAGCUUGCUCUUGGAUUUUUGGAUCUCCAUGUGGACUCCGAAACCUUUGCCGACCACGCUGUCCUUGUUGCGUCCUUUGUUGGUGGCCGUGCACACCUCGAACGUUUUGUUUGGCCGUGCCCUAAACCUGUUCCAUGGUCUAAGGUCUCUGUCAUGUCUGAGAGUGUGCCUUUUUGUUCCCCGCAUGACCCCACUCAGCAGUAUUCCAAGCUUUGGCACCAAAGAGAAUCCCAAGCUCAGCUUGACUUGGCUGAUGAAUGGAUGCCGGGUAUGGCGGGCAGGGCUGCACAAAUCAAGCCCAGACGGGUCACUAGUAGCCAAGUGCCCUUGAAGCAAGGUCGUGCAGGCGACAUCCAGCCGGCCUUCUUUGGAUUUUCAGCAGUGCACGCCAAACAGUUCAAGCAACUCCGCAGGCUGCAGAACUUCUGUCGGUGGGUUGACCAGCGUCCCCAAACUGGCAUUGUUGAUUGCUUGCAUGGCAUUGGACUUUGGAAUUCCAUCCUUCGGGCCCCUGGAUUUGGCUCUUCUUUCUCUGAGUGGUGGCAUUCGCGUCACUACCGCAGUCCUGCUGACCCUGUCCACAUCCCUCAGAUAUGUCCCAGUCCUUGCCAGGCUCGGCAGAUCUUUGAUGCGGUGCUUGCUGAAGUCCGACUGCUGGAGCAAAGGUUGAACCAUGCCAGGGCUGCCCACCGAGUUGCCCAACAUGCCCAUGAUCGGCAUCUUGUGUUCCGGGAAGUUGCUCGUGAACCCCCUGAACCGGUUGAAACGUUGAUCCAUCGGGUUGAAGCUGAGGUUGUUCAUGUUGACUUGUCUGAGAGCGCUGUUGAACUUGCUGGCCCAGUCAGCCUUGACCCUUGUGAGACGUUGUGGAUUGCAGGCAAGGAACGCAAUGUUAUCCAUGCAGACCAUGACAAAGUUUGGCUCACUGAGGUGGAUGAUGUUCAUCCGAAGUCGAAGUUGGUGCAAUCCAGACAUGUGGGCGACCUGAAGGCCAUUUUUGAUGCUUUUCAUGAGCAGUGGCAAUUGCGUUGGUGCAAGCAUGAUGGAGUGCCUUUCUCACAUUGGUCUGAACUUGUGGCUUUUGCACAGCGGGUUAUUCGUCCUAACCGGCUGCCUCACCUUGUUGUUGAUGGUCCCUUGAUCCAAGCCGAAGGGGCACGCAAAAAGAAGAAAGCAGCCACUGGCCUUGAUGGUGUCAGUCGUGCCGAUCUUCUCUCAGCGGAUCCUUCCACCCUACAGAGCUUGGCCGAUCUUUACACCCGUGCGGAAUCAGAUGGGCAUUGGCCCAGUCAACUUGUUGCGGGCAAGGUCCAUUCAUUGGCCAAAACAACCUCAGCUGCGUCAGUCGGUGACUACAGACCCAUCACAAUCUUUGGACUUCCAUAUCGCAUUUGGAGCAGUGUCCAGUCUCGAUACUUGCUGCGAUUUGCAGAAAGCUGGGUUGAUGAAAGUGUCUAUGGCAAUCGCCGUGGACGCCAAGCUUCAGACCUUUGGACUUUCUUGUUGCAUGAGAUCGAGAAUGCGUACGCCACUUCCACUCCUUUGGCUGGCGUUUCGGCUGACUUGGUGAAAUGCUUCAACUGCGUUCCUCGGUUUCCUGCGUUGUGCCUUGCGGUUUUGGUUGGAACACCGGAUGCCGUCACCACGGCAUGGAGCGGCGCUUUGGCUCAGAUGUGUCGCCACUUCAAAGUGCGUGAUUCCUACUCGGAUGGAUUUCUGACCAGCACUGGACUUGCUGAGGGUUGCGGCUUGAGUGUCUAUGGAAUGCUUCUGGUUGACAACCUUUUUGCGUGUUGGAUGCGGGUGCAGGCUCCCUCCAUUCGGUGUUUGACUUAUGUUGAUGAUUGGCAGACAUUGACGAUGGAUCCCAACUUUGCCAUUCGUCAACUUGACCUUGUGGAGCAGUUUGCCAGUUACCUUGACCUCACUGUCGAUCGCCGCAAGACUUUUGGAUGGGCCACCUGCCCCAACAUGAGGCGAAUCAUGCGGGAAGGAGGUAUCACUGUCUUUCACCAUGCCCGUGAGCUUGGAGGCCAUUUUGGAAUUUCCAGGCAAUACACAAAUAGCACCCUCACUGAUCGGCUUUCCAACCUUGAUUCCUUUUGGGACAAGCUUCGCCUUAGCAAAGCUCGGUACCCUGCCAAGCUGUUUAUGCUUCGAGCGGUUGCGUGGCCACGUGGGCUCCAUGCUGUCUCUAGUGCCCCUGUCGGAGAUCAGAUUUGGCUCCAAGUGCGUAGAAGCGCGGUCAAAGCGCUGGGCUGGCAGAAACCAGGUGUCAACCCGGCAGUCCUUCUUGGCAUGGUUGAGUACAUGGUUGACCCGCAGUUUGUUGGCUAUCUUUGGACUUUUCGUGCGUUGCGCGUGCACAGCCCGGUGGAGUUUUGGGCGUCUGUUGUUGCCCCGCUGGCUCAUGGAGACUUGGACUUGCCUCCCAACUCCCCUGCGGCUGUUGUUCUCCACCGCAUUCAUUCCCUUGGAUGGUCCGUGCAGCGUUCCGGCCAUGUCAGUGACCAGUUUGGCUCGUUUUGUCUGCAGUCGUGCAAUUGCAUGGAGCUUGAACUUCGCCUUGCUUGGGCUUGGAAUUCAGUUGUUGCACAUAAGGUUGCCCACCGCUCUGACUUCCAAGGGCUCACUCAUGUGGAUCUAAGAGCCACACGUCAAGCUCUGCAAAGCUUGCCAGUUGAUGACCAAGCACUCUAUCGUUUGAGCCUUGCGGGCGGGCUGUUCACUGAGCGGUACAAAGCCAAAUGGACCGACAAACCAGACACCUGUCGAUGGUGUGGGGCCUCAGAUACCUUGCGGCAUCGUUACUGGGAGUGUCCUCAACACCAUGACCUCCGGACUGCUUUGGCUCCUGACGUUCCAGCCGUGUUGGACUUUCUUCCACCUGCCCUUGCGCUUCGUGGAUGGGCACAGCUUCCUCCUACCUGGCACACCUGGACUCAACUCCUCUUGGACUUGCCUUCCGAUCCCCCAGUGCCAUGGACUUCCCUGGACUCUGACCGUUGGGCUGACCUGUUCACUGAUGGUUCCUGUCUGUGUCAGUCGAACCCCCUGCUGCGUUGUGCUGCAUGGUCGGUUGCUGUGGUUCCACCCUUUCAAGCCGAGUGGGCUCCUGGACAGGUGCAGAUGCUUGCCGCCUCCUACCUACCUGGGUUGUGCCAAACCGCCUACAGAGCAGAAUUGUAUGCUGUUGCCUAUGGUCUUCAUUGUGCAGCAGCGACAAACACACCGGUGCGUAUCUGGACAGAUUGCAAAGGAGUGCUUUUGAAGUUUCAUGCAUUGGUGCGAGGCCACAGCAGACUCAAUCCCAAUCGAAGCAAUGCAGAUUUGUGGACGUGGGUUUUGCAAUCAGUUGACAGGCUUGGCAGCGAGAAUGUGCAGCUGUUCAAGGUGCCGGCUCACCGCGCUCUGCAUAGCGCUACCAGCCGUAAGGAAGCGUGGAUGUUUUUUCACAAUGACUAUGCGGACAAGGCGGCCAGACUUGCAAACCAGUCAAGGCCCAGUGGAUUUUGGCAAGUUUGGGAGCGACAUGCAAGUGCAGUUGUGACAGCCGACAAUCUGUUUCAUCAGGUGCGGGAUUUACAGCUUGCAGUUGGAAGGCGACAGGUUCAGGCCAGCGUCAAUGUUGCCGCAGAUCCUGAGCCUGAACCUGUUCGCUCUACGAGAGUUUUUGUCAAGGAGUUUUCCCUGGGACAAUGGACGGGCGACAUUCCUGCACAGGUUGCACGCCUUUUUGGGCUUGAAAUUGUGCGGAAAGCUAUAGCUUGGUUUCGUGCUCGAGUUACAACUGGCGCUGGAGGAACCCUGGAAUGGAUCUCGUUUCAUCAGCUCUACAUUGACUUCCAGCUCACAUGGGGACACCCAGGACCGAUCAAGGUCCAACGGCAGUGGGUGGACGCCGCCAUGCGUCCGUACCUUGCUCCGGAAGCGUUUUCCAGCAGGGUUCGGGUACGUUGGUUCCGGCAGAUGAUGAAAGCAAUUUGGCAAUCGACUGGUGUGGCUGUGGCUCUCCAACAAUGUAGGCCGAAUUCCAAUUUGCUGCAAGCGUAUCUGCCUUCUGCAUCGUUACCCUGGGACACACGUGCGGUGCAGGAAGUUGAGACCUGGCUGUCGACGGCCUUGACGCGGCCGUGCACCCGUGAUGCAGGGGUGCUCAAGAGCCUGCCCUUAGCAGCCAAGCUGGUUCGGAUGCAGGUGUCGGCGAUUGACAUUGGACAAUCUGGAUAUGGGGAUG
This is a messenger RNA of Cladocopium goreaui, 4735 nucleotides long. NCBI's taxonomy places the organism in Eukaryota, Dinophyceae, Suessiales, Symbiodiniaceae. The record is from the annotation of a GenBank genome assembly.